Babjeviella inositovora NRRL Y-12698 is the source of this 1470-nucleotide messenger RNA. Its product is annotated as acyl-CoA desaturase. Bases 1 to 1470 code for a protein of 489 amino acids. Gene Ontology annotation, biological process: unsaturated fatty acid biosynthetic process. The record is from RefSeq and is a predicted model, not a curated record. Gene Ontology annotation, molecular function: heme binding; iron ion binding; stearoyl-CoA 9-desaturase activity. Lineage: Eukaryota; Fungi; Ascomycota; Pichiomycetes; Serinales. Gene Ontology annotation, cellular component: endoplasmic reticulum membrane. The transcript has a single exon.
AUGUCAGACACGAUCCCGGUGGCCGGCUACGACACGUACAGCCAACUUCAAGAGAUUAACAAGAUUAAACACGCGGGUCCGUCAGUGAAGGUGUCGAAGCGCACAUCGCCCGACCACAAGCUCACUCGGCUCUCGCUCCGCUGGUGGAACAGCAAGCGGCGGACGCUCAAGUCCACAUUCUUCCUCACGGUGGUGCUCCUCCCCGCGGCAGCACUUUGGCAUGUCACGGUGCUGCCGCACCCACCGCGCCCGGUGCUCUAUGUGGCGGCGGCAUACUUUGUACUUUCAGCGCUUGCGAUCACCGCGGGGUAUCACCGGUUGUGUGCGCACCGCGCAUGGCGCACAAACCACACGGUAGGGCGUGUGCUCGCGCUCGCGGGCGCGUCCGCGGGGAUUGGCCUGAUCCGCUGGUGGGUCGCGAUGCACCGUGCGCACCACCGAUUCACGGAUGAUCCCAUGCGUGACCCGUGCUGUUCUAAGCGAGGCUACGUUUGGGCUCAUACCGGAUGGGUCUUGCACAACCCGCACCUCAAGCUCCAGGCGGCUGUUGCCGCGGAGGAUGACGAAGGCACCGAUAUCGUGACGGCAGAGCUUAUUGCCUGGCAGGACCGCCACUACUGGCUGAUGUUUGUGUUCUCCGGGAUCUUUGUUCCGGCAUUUCUCGGGUGGCUCGUGGGUGACUGGAUUGCUGGGGUAGUAUACAUCGGGAUGGUACGCAUGUUUCUCGUGCAACAGGUGAGUUUCCUCCAGAACUCGCUCUGCCAUUGUCCGUUGGGAUAUCAGACCUUUGGGGACACCACCACACUGCGCGAUUUGGCCUUGUGGAACGUGCUCACGUUUGGCGAAGGCAUGCACAACUUUCAUCAUGCGUUUCCCCGCGACUACCGCUGCGGAAACGUCAACUGGUACGACUUUGACCCCGCCAAAUGGUUCAUCCUUGCGUUGUACCAGUUCAACCUCGCAUGGGACUUGCAUGUGUCGCCGCACGCCAUUGUGGAGCAACUCAAGAUUCAGCAGAUGCAGAAGCAGUUGGACAGCACGCGUGCGCGCUUGAAUUGGGGUAUCCCGCUCGAUAAGCUUCCGGUUAUCAGCCCCGCUACGUUCCGCAGCUUAGCAGAGCAGACAAAGGACGAGCGCGUGCUUGUGGUGAUUCUGGGUAUCGUGCACGACGUGACGCCGUUUGUUGAGGACCAUCCGGGUGGCGUGGCGUUGGUCAAGACAUCGAACGGGAAGGAUGCAACGCUUGCAUUUAAUGGCGCGGUGUACUCGCACUCGAACGCCGCGAAGAAUUUGCUCGCAACGAUGCGCGUAGCAGUGUUGGGGAGUCACCAGCAGGAGGUGUGGAAGCAGCACGCGUUGGAGAACAAGGAUGUACCGGUGAAGAACGAUGCGGAUGGGAGGAGGAUUGUCCGGCUGGGCGAGCAGGCGACGAUGGUAGGUGUGAUCCAUAAAAGUGCGGAUGCGGCAUAG